This is a messenger RNA of Aspergillus tanneri, 1662 nucleotides long. Its product is annotated as putative transporter. Gene Ontology annotation, cellular component: membrane. Gene Ontology annotation, biological process: transmembrane transport. Gene Ontology annotation, molecular function: sulfate transmembrane transporter activity. The record is from RefSeq and is a predicted model, not a curated record. NCBI's taxonomy places the organism in Eukaryota, Fungi, Ascomycota, Eurotiomycetes, Eurotiales, Aspergillaceae. The coding region runs from base 1 to 1662 and encodes 553 amino acids. The transcript is spliced from 6 exons.
AUGGCCCCGGACGAAGUCAAGGGGGCAAAAUCUGUGGUUGCCCCUAUCAACUAUGACACAAAGGCAACUCUGUCUGGGUCAUCCUCGUUGUCAUCACUAGCUGCGAACGAGCGACACAGCAGGGUCAAAAAUGUAAGCGACUGCGCUUUCGAUACCAGCGAGGAUCCGAGAUACUACAAGCCAAUCCCAUCGUACGAAGGUAUACACCGUUGGGAUCCGGAUUUUGAGUGGACUGAAGAAGACGAGAAAAAAGUUAUAAAAAAGAUCGAUUGGCGUGUCUGCACAUUUGCGUGCGUCACCUUCUUUGCGCUACAGUUAGACCGGGGCAAUAUUGUCCAGGCUCUGUCCGACAAUAUGCUAGAUGACCUUGGCAUGAACACCAAUAAUUAUAACACCGGCCAAACUAUUUUCUACCUUACCUUUCUGUUCGCGGAGCUUCCAUCUCAGUUGAUCUCGAAAAAGCUGGGACCGGACCGGUGGAUCCCAAUCCAAAUGUUCUCUUGGAGUUUGAUUGCAGCUUGUCAGGCGUUUCUCAAGAGCAAGGGUGGAUAUUAUGCUUGUAGGGCGCUUUUGGGUCUCUUUGAAGGUGGAUUUAUUCCGGAUACAAUUCUCUUCCUUUCCUUCUGGUACAAGUCCAGGGAAUUACCCAUACGGCUAAGUUAUUUUUGGGUUUCCUACCAGGGAACAGCCAUUGUUGGUGCAUUCCUAGCGUUCGGCUUUCUACACAUCCGUCGGGAUGAUGGAACUGGUGGAUGGCGUUAUCUCUUUGCCUACGAGGGCCUCAUCACUGGUAUCAUUGCAAUUGUGGCAGCUUUCUGGAUGCCCCCCUCUCCAACUCAGACCAAAGGUCGAUUUCGGGGUAAAAAUGGCUGGUUUAACGAACAUGAAGAGAAGAUUAUGGUCAACCGCGUGCUUCGUGACGACCCGAGCAAGGGAGGAAUGCACAAUCGACAGGCUGUGACACCCAAAAUGUUAUGGCAUGCCAUCUGCGACUACGAUAUGUGGCCCAUAUAUCUAAUUGGAUUGGUCUGGAUGAUUCCGAAUAGUCCUGCGACGAACUAUAUCACGCUGCAGCUAAAGUCUCUUGAGUUCAGUACUUUCCAAACUAACCUCCUAACCAUCCCGGCAUACGUACUGUUUAUUAUUAACCUGCUUUUCUGGACCUGGGUAUCAGAACGCUUCAAUCAGCGCUUUACGUUGGGAAUUGUCUCGGAGGUCUGGUGCUUAGUAUUGCUCAUUGCACUUGAAACUCUUCCAAGCGGUACCAGUCCCUGGGCCCUCUGGGCAAUUAACGCUCUGUUGAUUGGCGCGCCAUAUGUGCAUGCUAUUAUCGUAGCCAUGACUUCUCGAAAUGCAGGCUCGGUCCGCACCAGAACUGUUGCCAGCGCUUUAUACAACAUGAUGGUCCAGGCUUCCAAUAUUAUUUCCAAUAAUAUCUACCGCGAAGAAGACAAGCCCUACUAUCGCACCGGGAACAAGGUUCUUAUCGCUUUGACCGCGCUCAGCAUAGUUCUAUUUUUUUUGGCGAAAUACUACUACAUCUGGCGCAAUAAACAAAAAGCUGCAGAGUGGGACGUUAUGUCCAGUGAGCAGAGAGAAGAGUACCUGGCAGCGAACCAGGACAAGGGAAAUAAACGACUCGACUUUCGGUUUAUUUAUUAG